This is a messenger RNA of Spinacia oleracea (spinach), 747 nucleotides long. RefSeq names its product protein ULTRAPETALA 2-like. Gene Ontology annotation, cellular component: cytosol; nucleus. The coding region runs from base 1 to 747 and encodes 248 amino acids. The record is from RefSeq and is a predicted model, not a curated record. NCBI's taxonomy places the organism in Eukaryota, Viridiplantae, Streptophyta, Magnoliopsida, Caryophyllales, Amaranthaceae. The transcript has 3 exons.
AUGACGGAUGCACAAAGGAGCAAGAAUGAGGUAGUAGUGUAUGAUGACCAAAUUCAUAACGAAAAACCUUUAUUCAGUCCUGAAGAAUUAGAGGGAAUAGACGUGAUAAAGAAAGGUGAAAACUUCAUAGAAGUUGAUUGCGGAUGUACUAAUAACAAAUAUGGUGAUUCAGCUGGCAAGCUUAGGAUUUACGGUCAUGGUAGACUUGAAAUAUAUUGUGAUUGCUAUCCUGGAUGCAAUGCAGAAAAGAUAAGCCCAAGUGAAUUUGAGAAGCAUGCAGGGUUAAGUGGAGUGAGCAACUGGAAGACUCAUAUAUGGGUGUUUGUUAAUGAAGAAAAAGUGCCACUAAAAAAGACUAACUUGACCAAGUACUAUAAAGGGUCAGCAAGUGAUCUUAGUGUUAGUAUUAGGCCUCGUCGAAGUCGUACUGUUCAUCGUGAUGAGCUUAUGACUUGCACUGCCUGUGGUAAGGACCGCCGCUUCUUGUGUCGAGACAAAGCCGAGUAUAAGGUCUACCACCAAGCUAACCUAGCCACUCAUACUUGGACUUGCUCUGAUUAUCCUUACGAAAUCUUAGGAUGUCAGGAUGAUGAAGAAAGGGGGACGAAAUUAAAGUUCAGGGGAUGUCCCUUAAUGCCAAUAUGCAAAGGUUGCACAUCAUGUGUAUGCUUUGGUUGCGCUAUGUGCCGCUUCGAAGAUUGCGACUGUCGUUCUUGCGUCGAUUUUGUUCAAAACUCUGAGCCUUAG